GCGUCAACUGCAGUAACCACAGCGCGCCACCUGCAUAUGUCUGCUCACGAGACAGCAGAGAAACAUAUAGACUGCGUGCUGGAACUCAAAACUCGUGUUCAUUGGACUCCUUUCAAAAGGACAGACAACGCAACGGUCCUUUAAAGACAGACACAGAUGAGGUUUGUUAAAGCACGACCUGCUGGUAGUCUGAACUGUCAGGUCGGGUGAAUGUUGCUCUUUUGUCUCUCAUGGCUUGUGUCUCUGUGAUGGACAUGGAGACAGCUGUCUGUGAGCCGCUUUACCAGAACGGUGACGUCCACCAUGAGGAGCUUGGCCCGAAGCAGCCCACCGUUCUCAGGAUCCACCUCUACCACAGCAGCCAGAGCGACUCUAACUGCGCCCCGCUCUGCUACCCACCGGGAGAAUACGUUACCGAACAGCUCAUCAUCAACACUGCCAAGGAGUGCGGAGUGUCUCCAGUCUACUGCAGCCUGUUCGGACUGUACAAAGAAGAUGAAAGGGUCUGGUUAUCACCCAAUCAUGUUCUCCAUUUAGACGAAACAGCCAAUGAGAGUUUGUUAUUCAGAAUUAGGUACUAUUUUCCCGGCUGGUACAGUUGUGGGGCGUCCCGAGCGUACCGCUAUGGAGUGACUAAAGGAUCUGAGAGUCCUAUCCUGGAUGACUAUGCUAUGUCUUAUAUUUUUGCUCAGUGGAGGAGUGACUUUGUAAACGGCUGGGUGAAGCUAUCCUGUGCCCAUGAGGUUCAGGAGGAGUGCCUUGGCAUGGCUGUGCUGGACAUGAUGAGGAUUGCCAAAGAGAAGCAGUGCUCCCCACUGGACAUCUAUAAUGACAUUAGGUACUACAUCUAUUCAAGAAUCUGCAGCUACUUUCACACUGCAAAGAUUGUGUUGUGUCGUGACCUGCAGACGUAUUGUGAUUUUGGGGAAGUUGUCGAUAUCAGUAUCAGACAAGCCAGCAAAGAAGGUACCAACAUGAACCGCAUUGUUUCCAUCAACAGACAGGAUGGAAAAACUCUUGAGCUGGUGUUCUCCUCCUCAAUGGAGGCAUUGUCUUUUGUGUCUCUAAUUGAUGGCUACUACAGACUGACCACGGAUGCACAUCACUACCUCUGCAAGGAUGUCGUUCCACCCCAUCUGCUGGAGGCUAUUGAGAGUUACUGCCAUGGACCAAUAUCAAUGGAGUUUGCAAUCAGUAAACUACGCAAGUCAGGAAAUCAGAGAGGUCUAUUCGUGCUCCGGUGCAGCCCCAAAGACUUCAACAAAUACUUCCUGACUCUUGCUGUUGGGGCGUAUGAGGAUGUAGAGUACAAACACUGCCUGAUCACCAGGUCUGAGAAUGGCGACUACAAUCUUAGUGGAACCAAAAAGAAUUUUAGAAGAUUGAAGGAGCUGCUCAAGUGUUACCAGAAGGAAACUGUGAAAUCAGAUGGUGUCGUCUUUCAGUUCAGCAGGUGCUGUUCACCAAAGGCCAAAGAGAAGUCGAGUUUGUUGGUGUGCCGGAGUCAUCGGGGUUUAGAGGUUCCCCUGUCCUCCUCACUGCAGAGACACAACAUCAGUCAGAUGGUGUUUCAUAAAAUCAAAAAAGAAGACCUUGAUCUUGGUGAGAGUCAAGGUCAGGGGACUUUCACCAAGAUCUUCAAAGGGAUUCGGAAAGAGCAGGGAGACUACGGAGAAACCCAUAAGACUGAAGUCAUUGUCAAAGUCUUGGACAAAGCCCACAGAAAUUACUCUGAGUCUUUCUUUGAGGCAGCCAGCAUGAUGAGCCAGCUCACCCACAAGCAUCUGGUGUUGACCUACGGUAUCUGUGUGUGCGGAGAGGAGAAUAUCAUGGUGCAGGAAUAUGUGAAGUUUGGGUCCUUGGACACGUACCUAAGGAAAAACAAGAACUCAAUAUCAGUUAAUAUUCUGUGGAAGCUGGAAGUGGCCAAGCAGCUUGCCUGGGCUAUGCUCUUUUUGGAAGAGAAGAAUCUGGCUCAUGGGAAUGUGUGUGCAAAAAACAUCCUUUUGAUCAGGGAGGAGGACAGGACAUUGGGAAACCCUCCAUUCAUCAAACUAAGUGACCCUGGCAUCAGCAUCACAGUGCUGCCCAGAGAGAUUCUGGUGGAGCGGAUCCCCUGGGUGCCCCCUGAAUGCAUCUUAGACCCUAAAAGCCUGAGUCUUGCCUCAGACAAAUGGAGCUUUGGUACAACUUUAUGGGAGAUUUGCAGCGGAGGAGAAAAACCACUUGCCAACAUGGACAGUUCCAAGAAGCAUUUGUUCUAUGAAAAUCGUCACCAGCUAUCUGCUCCCAAGUGGACAGAGCUGGCUAACCUGAUCAACAGCUGCAUGGACUACGAGCCAACAUUCAGACCUUCAUUCAGAGCCAUCAUACGAGACCUCAACAGUCUCUUUUGCCCAGAUUAUGAGAUUGUGAAGGAGAGCGACAUUUUACCCAGUAGAGCAGGAUCAUCUGCGUUGAGUACUGGAGCAUUUCAGAAUGAGGAUCUAGUGCAGUUCGAGGAGAGACAUCUCAUUUUCCUGCAGCAGCUUGGCAAGGGAAAUUUUGGCAGUGUGGAAAUGUGCAGGUACGACCCCCUGCAGGACAACACCGGUGAGGUUGUGGCAGUGAAAAAAUUGCAGCACAGCUCUACUGAGCACAUCCGUGACUUUGAGCGGGAAAUCGAGAUCCUCAAAUCUCUCCAGCAUGAGAACAUUGUGAAAUACAAAGGCGUGUGCUACAGUGCAGGAAGGAGAAACUUACGAUUGGUUAUGGAGUACCUGCCUCACGGCAGUCUACGGGACUAUCUCAACAAGAACAGAGACAGGAUUGACCACAAGAAACUUCUGCAUUAUGCAUCUCAAAUAUGCAAGGGCAUGGAAUACCUUGCGACAAAGCGGUACAUUCACAGAGACCUGGCCACACGUAACAUCCUAGUGGAGAGUGAGUUCAAGGUGAAGAUUGGUGACUUUGGCUUGACCAAGGUUUUACCUCAGGGCAAAGAGUACUACAAGGUUAAAGAACCUGGAGAGAGUCCAAUAUUCUGGUAUGCACCCGAGUCUUUGACUGAGAGCAAGUUCUCAGUAGCGUCAGACAUCUGGAGUUUUGGAGUGGUUCUGUACGAACUCUUUACAUACAGUGACAAGCUAAGUAGCCCACCUACAGUAUUUCUGAGUAUGAUGGGAGGUGACAAGCAGGGACAAACAAUAGUCUAUCAUCUCGUUGAGCUCUUGAAAAGAGGAAACCGUUUACCUCAGCCUAUGGGCUGUCCUUCAGAGAUGUGCGAGAUCAUGCAGGAAUGCUGGGACAACGAUCCUAGCCUUCGGCCACCCUUCAAGGAGCUCGCUCUCCGCAUAGACUUGAUCCGGGACAGCAGCGAUUCAGACCGAUAUACCCAAGUGCCUGUGUUUUAAGAAAUAAGCUUCACUCGCUCACCGCUGCCAUGCAGAUACCCAGAGCCUGUCCUCUGGCCCUGUCCGCUGUCUUAAUUCGUUUCUUUGUGCCAUUUACGGCAGAUCUGACCCCAGGACUUGAUCACCUCAUCUUCUGACCGAACAGUUAAGGUAAUUUAUAUCAAGAAUGGGUUUCUCUUUUGCUAGCAGUGCUGGCAUGCGCCACUCUAUCAGCGAUGGAAUGAAUGAAUCGUUCUCUUAAAUGCAAGAGCUGUGCAUUUUUACAUCCACGUGUUUGUAUGUACAUAUAUAAAGAUGAUUUUAUAAUUUUAUAAAAAUGAAAUGAACUGUUUGGAUGCAGUGUCAUGUAAAUUAAGAUUUCAAAAAGAUAUAUAAUUGUUUAUAGCUUGUUUGUUGUAAUGCAGGUGGUGUCUGAUUGAAAAGAUAAAAGAUCUUGCUAUUGUAAACCUUUCUAUUUUCUUUGAAUAAAAAAUGCUAAUACGUUUCA
This is a messenger RNA of Sinocyclocheilus grahami, 3879 nucleotides long. RefSeq names its product tyrosine-protein kinase JAK2-like. Gene Ontology annotation, cellular component: cytoskeleton; membrane; cytosol. The coding region runs from base 231 to 3392 and encodes 1053 amino acids. Gene Ontology annotation, molecular function: ATP binding; non-membrane spanning protein tyrosine kinase activity; growth hormone receptor binding. NCBI's taxonomy places the organism in Eukaryota, Metazoa, Chordata, Actinopteri, Cypriniformes, Cyprinidae. The record is from RefSeq and is a predicted model, not a curated record. Gene Ontology annotation, biological process: cell differentiation; cell surface receptor signaling pathway via JAK-STAT; growth hormone receptor signaling pathway via JAK-STAT. The transcript has 24 exons.